This is a messenger RNA of Helicoverpa zea (corn earworm), 4688 nucleotides long. Its product is annotated as chaoptin-like. The record is from RefSeq and is a predicted model, not a curated record. The transcript is spliced from 5 exons. Lineage: Eukaryota; Metazoa; Arthropoda; Insecta; Lepidoptera; Noctuidae. The coding region runs from base 308 to 4432 and encodes 1374 amino acids. Gene Ontology annotation, molecular function: protein binding.
CUAAUGACCCCAGGCGUUCUGUGUUGCGCGUUAAGGCACACUUAAGCCCAACAGAACCGAUAAAAACUUGAACUGGAUUGAAAUUCAGCUUGUUUCACGCGUGGUGAACGUUACUACGGCGGAGACAGGCGCACUUCGGCCCUCGCCCCUCGGACGAGGCACAGGACGCGAAAAUGGACUCUAUGUCCUCCAGGAUAACACCGUUUUGUAAUUAACCGCGAGUUGUGUGUCAGCGCAAAGGAAGCCUAGCUGGGUAGAAUAACAAGGAGAGAUAAAAUGUAAAUAAUAAAAUCAUUAUAAUGUAACUAUGAAAAAAGUUUUACUCUUCAAGACAAGGAAAAAUGACUGCGACGUUUUGCAAAUUGUUUCGUUACUGCUGGUUCUACCCUCCGUUUUGCGAGCUCAGAAUACCGUGGGUUGUCCCGACUUAAUAAAAACUAACAAAUGCUCUUGUUAUACAUUUGAAGACGGCUUGUUUCUUGAUUGUCAGGAUACUGCCUCCAAAGACAUAAAAAAUGCUCUUAAAAGUGUGUCUAACAUACACUCACUUUCCAUUUACGAUCUCGACGACAACGAAGAAGCUCUGGGACCCCAUUUUAUACCUCAAGGCGUUUGUAUAAAGCAUAUUUAUAUGUCAAGAACAAGCAUAAAAGACAUCGGCGAUGAUACGUUUAUGCCGCUGAGAAAGUGCCUUGAAACAUUAAGCGUGGUAUCGAGCAAAAUUAAAAUUAUUCCCACGAAAGCGCUAUCCGGAAUGCUGAAAUUGAUAUCGAUCGAACUCAUGUCUAAUUAUAUUGAAGACAUACCGAGCUACAGCUUUUAUGGUCUUCCGCUUAUGAAACUAAAUAUAAAGGGGAAUGUCAUACGCGAAAUAUCCGAAUCCGCUUUUUCAAGCUUAGAAAUGACUCUUUUGGAAAUCGACUUGAAUGAGAACAACCUCACAACGUUCCCUAUUGAAGCUUUUGCAAAAUUGAGGCACCUUCGAUCUUUACGACUGGCCUGGAAUGAAAUGUCCUCUUUCCCUGUAGUCGAAAAUUCUGAUUUAAUAUCCUUAGAGAAUCUAGAUUUAAGUUCCAAUAAUUUCGAAUUCAUUUCAGAAGACUGCCUUAAAUUUUGUCCGUCCCUAAAAACAUUGUCAUUUCAUUUUAAUUUCAUCAACAGCAUUCAUUAUAGGGCAUUUUAUUCUUUAGUUAAUUUAAAGUCUCUUGAUUUAAGUCAUAAUAGGAUAAAAAUAUUAAACCCCAAUUUAUUUCAGAAUAACAAAUAUCUAGAAGACAUCGACCUAAGUCACAAUCAUUUGCACCACAUCCAUGGUUUGUUUUGUAACUUGCCAUCACUCACAGAAGUAAUCUUAAGUCAUAAUAAUAUUUUGGAUGUGCCAAUAGACUCGUUUCUUAAUUCGAAGAAGAUUAACGCGAUACAUUUAGAUAAGAAUUGUAUAAGCAACAUUCAUAGUGAGAGCUUUAGUAACUUAGAGAACCUUAAUAAGCUUAGUCUAGAAUUUAAUUAUUUAAAUCAAGUGCCACAUAAUAUUUUUAUAAAUAAUAAAAAUAUAUUGAAACUAAGGUUAGACAAUAACAAUUUUUCAGAAUUUAAUAAUGACACAUUAGGACCCCUAGUUAACAUAAAAGAGAUAAGAUUUAAUAACAACAAGAUUAAAGUUAUAACAAAGAAUUAUUUUAUAAAUUCUAUUAAACUAGUAGAGAUUUACUUGGACCACAACGAGAUUACUUUUAUAGAACCAGGGACUUUUUUAGAAAUGACUGAUUUAAAGUUUCUCAGCCUACAUUAUAAUUAUAUCAUAGUUCUAAACGAUGUUUUGCCAAAAUUCGGUUCUAAUUUAGUUACGCUACAUUUGGAAUCUAAUUCAUUAUCUCUAAUUGGUAACUUUAUGCUACAGUCGCAGGAAAGAUUAGAUUUCUUAAGUUUAAAAAGUAAUCGCUUAAAGUUCUUGACAAAGAACACAUUUCGGAAUUUGAGUCACGUAACGAGAGUUGAAUUAAAUAAUAAUGACAUCUCUGUCAUAGAGGAUUUCUCAUUACAGCAUCUAAGCUCUGCACGAUAUCUAGACUUACAACACAAUUUACUGAGUAACAUUACCAAUUAUACGUUCUUUGGUUUAAGCGAAAUAGAAGACUUGGAUGUCUCGCACAACUCUAUCAUGUUUAUUUUCGAUAUGGCGUUUGACACCCUGAAGAAACUUCGUAGUUUGAACCUUUCAUUCAACCCGCUCAAAACUCUCCAUAAGCAUAUUUUCCAACAAGGCUUGCCACUAAGUUCUUUGUACCUAGACAACUGUGAAAUACAAUUUAUAGAAAACGGUACAUUCUUUGGCUUGAAUAAUUUAAAAUUGCUUUCUCUCAAAAAUAACUCAUUAAAAGCUAGAGACUUAUUAUCCGUUAAUAUUCCCGGAUUGAAAUAUUUAACUUUGUCUUUCAAUGUUCUUGACUAUCUCCCUGUAGAGACAUUUACUCAACUUCCACUUUUAGAAGUUCUUUAUAUGGAACACUGUAAUAUUGAGCACAUAUUUGAGGGCACAUUCAGACAUAAUAGAAAUUUAUUGAGACUGAAUUUAGCACAGAACAUUAUUAGUACCGUUCCUCCUAUACUGUUCGACUUGCAUAACUCGGUUUCAGAGUUUAAUAUAAGUAACAACUUCUUAGAUUUUGUGCCAUAUAAUACUUUCCAAAAUUUCACACACGUUGAAAGUCUAGAUCUAGCAGAUAAUCUUAUACCUAAAAUAGAGCUUUGUGGCUUUGAAAAGUUAACAAAAUUAAAAUAUUUAAUCCUACGCAAAAAUGAAAUUAGAACCAUAACGGCUAGCAAGAAAAUAGAAUAUCCUUAUUUGGUACUUUUUGAUAUUAGCUAUAAUAAAUUAGAUAACCUGCCACUUUUCGUUUUUGAUAUAUUUCCAAACAUCCAAAAUAUUAAUAUUUCAUACAAUGAUAUCGUACAAUUUGAUUUUUUGCUAACUCACAAAAAGUUUUGGCUUUCUCUCAUCAACAUUGACUUGAGUAAGAAUCCCGAAGUUUCGUGGUCGCCAUCCAACAGAGUAAAUAACAAUACACUUAUAGCAAAUCUGUACGAAUUACAUAUAUGUGCCACUAACAUGACAAACAUAGAUGAUGUCAUGUUUGAAUCAUUUACUAGUCUACAGCAUCUUUAUCUCAAAUUCAAUAAAAUACGGCGUCUAUCUGUUAGUCCAUUUUCAAAAUUAUCUUUUUUAGAAAGUUUAGACCUAAGCUUUAAUAGGAUUUCCCAACUCAAAACCAGCAAUUUCCGCGGUCUAACUAAGUUGAGAACGCUGUGUUUAUCAAAUAAUAACAUCGAAUCAAUAGAAUCCUUCGCCGAAGAGUUGAGUAAUUUGAAACUUUUGGACCUUUCUCACAACAAGUUGCAAAACAUUCUUAAUGAAGAUCUUAUAAACUUGAAAGAGCUGACGGUAUUGCACUUGAGCUACAACAAUAUCAAAUAUAUUUCUGUAACGGCGUUCAAGAAUUUAAACAAAAUAAUACAGAUUGAUCUAGAGCACAAUAAACUUCAGACUAUACCCAUAGAACUAUUGACUUCGGUGGAAAAUUAUAUUCAAGAUAUUUCUAUCAAAGAUAAUGUGAUUCUGUGCAGCUGCCAAAAAGACAAUGCUUGGGUAUGGAUUCAAGACCAUCCCAAAGUUAUAAAAUCCAGUUCAGUCACUUGUUUCAACGAUGAAUAUCCAAGAGAGAAAUGCGAUGUCCCAGUUAUAUCACAGCUAUCAGUUGACAAACAUAAAGACAACUCGGUAUCAGUAUCGUGGUUUAUACGAAACCGCACUGCUAUUAAAGCUUUGCAGAUUUUGUACUACGGUGAAGAUGGAAACACAAACGUAAAGUCUAAGUAUUUAGAAAAGAGUGAAGUAUCAGUUCAUAUUAAAGACUUGGAGAUAAAUGAAAAUUACGUAGUGUGUGUCAUUACUUUAUCCGAGGAACCAGUGGACUACGAAGAAGAGAUGAUCGUGGCUGAAGUUAACAAAACGAUUGAUGACAACGCUAACUCUACCGCUAGGAUCACACAAGACGUGGCAGCAGCUAUACUCAUGCGAUCUCCUUCCAGUGAAUGCGUUUCGUUUAAUACAUUUAGGAAGCCAGCAACAGUAAAAUCCAAACCGAAUAAAAAAUUCCAAAUAUCGUCAAUUUUAAAUCGCCGAAUGGGCUUAAUAGUCGGCUGCUCGUUAGGGUUCGUUGUGUUUUUUAUUAUGGUUUCCGUUUUGUUGUACACAAAAAUAAAAGAAAGAAAAAGAAUUGCGAAAUCUGACCCAGCUUGGUCGGAAAUGAACGACUAUCAUUCAAUGGCGAGUAAAGAUGAUAUUUUACAAAGUUCCACCACAGCUUCAACUGACAACAUUCUGUUGGGUAUGGCAAAAAGUCGUAAACUUUCAUUAGAUCAUUUGAAGUAAUCAUAGAUUUUAGAUCUAGGUAGGACGUAUACCUUUGAAGUGAACAAUAAAAUUCUAAAUUCGAUAUAAUUAGUCAAAUAUUUAUAUUGUUAAUAGAUGCUUAGUUUUACGACUGUUCGCUUAUGAUAGCUAGAUACUUAGACGUAGAAUGUAGUGCCUACAUAGUAGGAAAAUUGUAUCUUAAACAUAUUGGGUAGGUAGAUUAGUCAUAGUCUCUCAACUAUGAAAUAAAAACUGUUGGCAUGGUUAUCAGUUA